Messenger RNA from Paramecium pentaurelia, 495 nucleotides. The record is from the annotation of a GenBank genome assembly. Lineage: Eukaryota; Ciliophora; Oligohymenophorea; Peniculida; Parameciidae.
AUGGAGGAUGUGCUUAAAUUUUAUAGUCUUAAGGAAUCAAUCAAUUAAUUAAAGCAAUAAACCUACAUCAGAACCUUUCCAUAAUUAUAUAUUAGCAAAAAUAAAUUAACCUCAAUAACUUCAUAUGAUAACCCUAUGAAGUAUAAGCCCAUGCCUUUUGAGAUAGUUUCACUAAGUGAAGUGAAUGAUUAAAAAGAUGAAUCUUCAAUCAUACAAAAAGAAUAAACAUUAAUAUUAAAUAAUGAAUUUUAAACUCCAUUAGAAGUUAAUUUAUAACUAAAAGCUAAGAAAUGUAUGAGUUUGUUAGAAGGACAAAGUAAACAUGAGAAGGAAUAAUAAAUAAUGAGUAUAUUAGAAAUAAUAAAAUCCAUAUUAAAUGGAAAAAAAGAACGGACAAAUUAAAGAUUAAAGAAAAAACUAAUAUAAACUAAUAAAUCUCCUUAAUAAGCAAUAUAAUUUCUCAAAUCAUUGCGUAAAAAUAGAAUCAUGUGUUGA